GUUGUACUUGAAAUUGCAAGAAGAAGUAGAGAUUUCAAAAUGCCUGUACAAGUCUACAAUGUSCCCGUUAUUUUGCCCUGUUUGCGCAAAGAAGAAUCACUUCAUCAAAUCAUAGAUUCCUUAGAGUAUCUAGAAAAGAUUACGGAAGACAUCUUUUCGAAAAUCAGCUCACGAGUUAGCGAGAAUCGGGAAAGAUUGAAUUCUUUGAAUCAAAGAGUUGAUCUUGCACAGGCAAAAAUUGACAGAAUUAAAGGCACAAAAAAAGCUACAAGAGUGUUUUCAAGUGCUAAAUAUCCAGCUCCGGCCAAGCUUGAGCCUUACAAGACUCUAUAUUCAACGGAAAAUGAACUUCAAGAGGUUAAACGACAAAACUACCAUCUAAAUUCUAAGUUUACAGCUGUAGAUGAUCAGAUUAUGAAGGAAAAACUUCAGUUUUUCAAUGUACAUCUGGAUCCAAAGAAAAGAAACGAAGGAAAUAAAGAAGAAGGAUUAGGUUCACUGCCUAAAAACCUUCAUUCGAUAAGUUCUCUUUUGCUAUUCAACACCACAGAGAAUCCCUACAAGAAGUAUGUCAUGUUAGAUCCUCUUUCAGGAGCUGUUACCAAGACAAGAAGUAAUAUUGAAGAAGAACAAGGUAUUGGUGCAGCUCCAAUAUCUAUAACACAAGGAGAAGAGAUUGAUCGCAUGACUGCUACAAACUACUUCUAUGUACCUAACCUUGGUGCAGUACCAGAAAUAGAUGUGCCAGUAUACCUUCCAGACCUUCCUGGUAUUGCAGAUGAUUUGGCCUAUAGUGCUGAGUUAGGUCCAUCUAUUGCACCAUCUGUUCCGCAAGGACUAGACUUGCCUGAAAUUCCAGAAACAGAGUCUCCUAAGAUUACUGACACAGGAUCCGYGCCUCCACCUCCCCCUACAAUGGAUGGUCCACCACCACCUCCUCCACCCCCUCCACCACCAGGAGAUGCCCCUGCUCCACCACCACCACCACCUCCUCCUCCCCCUCCACCAUCUGAAGGUGUGCCAGCAGCUCCUCCUCCACCAUCUUCAGCAGCAGGUGCUUCAGGAGGUGCUCCAGAWAGUGUCCCCACAGCAGUUUUUGAUGAUGGUAGAGCAAACUUGAUGGAUGCCAUCAGGAAAACUGGUGGCAAGAGUGGCGCACAACUAAGAAGUGCAAAGGAACGCAAAUUGAAAAAGAAAGCAGAAAAGGAGCAAGCAGCCAUUUCUACUUCAUCUGGUGGCGAUUUAAUGGGAGAUCUGUUUGCUAAGAUUUCUAUGCGGAGAAAGGGUAUUUCAGGAUCUAAAGGAGAGGGAUCCAGUAGUGGAGGUAGCGCUGAUGCAUCCACUGGGGGUGGUUCUGCAAUGGACAAAAUUUCUGCAAUGAUUCCGCCUCCACCUAAAGCUUCUAGAGGUGCAUCUGUCAGGUCAAACGAUAGUGAAGACUGGGAUGCAUAAUGAGUUCCAUCUUCAAAUAUAUAUUUUUAUAAAUUAGAACACUGUGAUUUAUCUGAUAAGGUACUGAUUAGACAACAAAUAUGCCACAGAAACAMAUUGUAAACAGGAGAUCUUAAGGAAGAAGGAAGGAGAAAAUGUUGUGUUCAUAAAACUAUUCAUAAAAUGCAGUAUAUMAAUGUACAGUUAACAUAAACAGGAAUUCUUUAUGACCAUUGUUGGUUUAUAGCAUAAUCUAUGUGGCGGUUAUAGAUGAAAUGUGUGUAGGCAGUAAAAUAUUCAAGCCAAAUGUAGACCAGAACAUUGGUUGAAAUUAUCAACAUGACUUGUCACCAUUGAAACCUUGUGGCUGCAGUUUACUCACAUUUACAAAAUAUCCCCAUGACUGAGUGCUGACAGUCAAAACAGAAAACAAAUACUCCUAAGGGUCGAGGUUUUAGAUAAUUACAACUUUCAAUUUGAAGAUUCCAUCAACCAAAUAUCCUGUUGCUCAAAGGUUUAGUCAUAGCAAAAUGAAUAACACAAAUUGAUUAUAAUUGUUGACARUAAAAGGUAUUUUAGUUGUUUCAUACAGAGUAGUUAAUAGAACAUUGUGCAAUAGAGAUGUUUUUUGGCUGAAGCUAUUUUUGGUUCAUUGCUAUUUUCUUUCAGUAAAUUAGACUUGCUAACCAUUAAUUCASACAAUGAGUGUUCAAUCAAACUUUAUCUUCAUUAUGUUGACUUCCAUUAAAAAAAACAAAUAUGCUC
Messenger RNA from Exaiptasia diaphana, 2196 nucleotides. RefSeq names its product WASH complex subunit 1. Gene Ontology annotation, biological process: exocytosis; endocytic recycling; Arp2/3 complex-mediated actin nucleation. Lineage: Eukaryota; Metazoa; Cnidaria; Anthozoa; Actiniaria; Aiptasiidae. The record is from RefSeq and is a predicted model, not a curated record. The transcript has 3 exons. Gene Ontology annotation, molecular function: actin binding; alpha-tubulin binding; gamma-tubulin binding. The coding region runs from base 40 to 1452 and encodes 470 amino acids. Gene Ontology annotation, cellular component: recycling endosome; WASH complex; early endosome.